ACGUUUAUAGUGAGGUUUUUAUAUUUCUACGAUAAACAAACUAAAUUAGGCCAGAUGACCGCUGAUAACCAGAGAAAUAAUUGGAUGAAACGCAAAGUUCCUCUAGAUAUGUAAAAAUUGUUCUAACAGCAAUCAAAUACCAAGAAAAGUCAUCUGCCUAGACAGAAUAAGCAGAGGCCAUGGAGCAGAUCUGUCGCAUUUGUCUGGGAAGAUCGGAUAACUUGGUGAACAUCUUCGAUGCCAGGCGAAAGACCCGAGUUUCCAUUGCCGAGAUGAUUGCACAGUGUACUGGCUUUGAAGUCAAACGUGGGGACUCGUUUCCGGAACUGAUAUGUCCACCGUGCUUGGAGGAUGCCAAGAAUGCAUUUUCCAUCAGACAGACCUGCGAGAGGAGUCACCAGUUCUACUGCCAAGUUCGGGAUGAUGGAAUCGAGGAGGCCUUGGGCACCUUGCUCGAGGAAGAGGACUGGGAUUGGUCGGAAAAGUGGAAUAACUCUCCAUCCUAUGGUGAUGAUUUCCAGGAUGGUGACGAAAUCGACAGGAAGGUGGUCUCUUUUGAAUGUCAGGAAUGCCCAAAGAGAUUCAAACGAAAAGGUUCCUGGUUGCGGCACAUGAGAACCCACUUGAAUGGACAAUCCUUUCCUUGUGCCUACUGCUCACAGAAUUUUAGAUUUCGGGUCACCCUCAAUGCGCACAUCAGAACCCACAAUUCGGUCAAGCCCUAUGAGUGUGCCCACUGCCCCAAGUCCUUUGCCCAGCAGUCCACUCUGCAGUCGCACGAGAGAACGCAUACUGGCGAACGUCCAUAUAAGUGCGCCCAGUGCUUUAAGACCUUUAUUAAAUCCUCGGAUCUCAGCCGGCACAUCCGCACCCACGGAGGAGAAAGGCCUUACAAGUGUUCCAACUGCUCGAAAACCUUUACCAGGAAAUUCCAUCUGGAAAACCAUCUCCUUUCGCACACAGGGGAACGAACCCACCAGUGUUCCCAAUGCCCAAAGGCCUUUGCCCUAAAGCAGCAUCUCAAGGAACACCUGCGCAUCCAUUCUGAAGUUCGUCCUUUCCAGUGCUCCCUUUGCUCCAAAUCGUUCCGACUCAGCAGUACCCUGAAGGAACACAAGCACAUUCACAAUGCGGAAAGAACCUUAAAGUGUCCCCACUGCUCAAGUGCCUUUAGGCAGAGAAAAGCACUGGGAAGACAUAUCCUAGAUAUUCACCAACGACCAUUGCUUAAAAAAGUACCAAAAUAGAUUGUAUAAGAGUUAAAAGUUCACAGUUGUGUAUUUUUAAGUAUUAUAAUAUGAAGUUUGUAAAAAUAUUUUUUUGAAAAAUAUACAUUUAUAUAAUA
Messenger RNA from Drosophila biarmipes, 1345 nucleotides. It is a transcript of the gene Paris, whose product is annotated as gastrula zinc finger protein XlCGF52.1. Bases 180 to 1247 code for a protein of 355 amino acids. Gene Ontology annotation, molecular function: DNA-binding transcription factor activity; RNA polymerase II cis-regulatory region sequence-specific DNA binding; zinc ion binding. NCBI's taxonomy places the organism in Eukaryota, Metazoa, Arthropoda, Insecta, Diptera, Drosophilidae. Gene Ontology annotation, biological process: regulation of transcription by RNA polymerase II. The transcript is spliced from 2 exons. The record is from RefSeq and is a predicted model, not a curated record. Gene Ontology annotation, cellular component: nucleus.